Molecule: messenger RNA, 1997 nt
Organism: Papaver somniferum (opium poppy)
Lineage: Eukaryota; Viridiplantae; Streptophyta; Magnoliopsida; Ranunculales; Papaveraceae
Exons: 10
Coding region: 975-1544 (189 amino acids)
Source: RefSeq, a predicted model, not a curated record
UAGAGCGGACAACGAUGUUACUACCGUGCAAUAAACUAAGGCUAAAGUUGUGUUCAAAUGCAUUUCUGUUUUUUCGUUGAAGGUUGAUGCAGCUAUUAUACGUAUAAUGAGGACAAGGAAAGUGCUAAGCCACGCUUCUGAGAACCUUUUGGUCUUUGAUACUGAAAUUGAAGCAACUAGUAGUCAAUUUGUGAGGGUGAAGCAUUCCAUCUCCAUGCAGGACUUGAAGAAUGCAAAACCAAUAGUUGAUUGGAUAGCAUUGCAGAACCACAAUAUGAUUUCAACCUUAUUAUUGAUGAGUGGUAAUAGAAUUGGACUUUAAUCAUGAUGCAGAAAACACAAGAACUGUCUCAAAGAACCUAAAUUACAAAGGAAAGUGGGAUAAUGCAGCCCCCAGGGACACUGUGGAUGUCUUGAUCCAGAAGUGAUUCAGGGGGAUAAUGUGGCACUUUUGUCUGCUUUUGCUGAAAUGGACUUGGGUUGCUGGGGACCUUCCUGAGCAGGCUAUGGGUGUAAAAAAUGUAGUCUUCCGUGCUUCUACACCAGCAAGGCUAUCCCUUGGACACUGGUAUUUAUGCGGGUUCUAAAUCUUUCUCGGGGUCUCCAGUACCAUUUGCCUUGGCAAUAAAAACAUCUUUUCCCUAUUUAAUUUGGCAAUACAAAAAUAUCUCUUCCCUAUUUUAUUUGUUUAUAAAUACCUUAUGCUUUACAGGUCUUUCAUCAAUAAUGGAUGCUCGCAAUGUGUAUAUGAUGUUGCCUUUUGCGGAAUCUGUUCUUCAAGGGGCAGCAACAUAUGCAGAGUGGAUCUAUGACACACCUGUUCUCUCUGAUGUCGAAGCCAAACCGAGGCAGCUCCUCAUUAAGCUAAGGCAUGGUGGUAAUAUACUUGGUACUGAUGAGUAAAACUCUGGGUAUUUAGUCGCUAAAACCAUAGCUGGGAAUUGCAAAACCUGAUUAGGCAUGUGCCUCCAAAGAUGGGAAAGCUGUUAACUUAUUAUAGAUACUGCUGCUGGCAUGCUUGGGAAGUAAGAUCCUCCUGUUCAGCUGGGGUGCAUUCACUCAUUGAUAGCGGAAAGCUUAAGCUCGGAGAAAUUGUUGCAAUAAUUUGGCCAGUGUUCGGAGCAAAUGGAAAAGACAACAUAAAGGUUCAUCAUGUGCUCAACCACACCUCUGGUCUGCACAAUGCAUUAGCUAACAUUAUGUCAGAAAAUCCUCCAUUACUGUGCGGAAGGGACGGAUGUUUUUAUCCUUUGAUUCGGCUUUGCGGUGGGUUUAUCGAGCAUGCAUCUUGGAUAAAAUUACAUGAUGUUUUGGAAGAAAAGCUCAUACAUCCACUCAACAUUGAAGGUGUGGAAUCCCGACUAGCAACACUGACGCUUGAUAUGGAAGAUCUCAAAUGCCUGUCAAAUAUCGGCAAUAGACCUGACUUACCGUCAAGUUUCCAGCCAGAGCACCCGUCUCAGCUAGUGACAGUUCUUCCAACUAGAGUGUUACCCCCUUAUUCUGCAACUCUUGCGGGUGGUGGCGUGGUAUUCACUAGGUAGUCAUCCGCAUAUACCAAAUUCCCUACAGCAAAAGGUGAAAAAGGAAGUGACCCGAAUUAGAGACAUAUUGUUUUUAAAAGCCUGACUUAGAGAACAGAUCAAACCCAGUUGCACUAAUGACAGUACUGGUAGCAGUUGUCAAAGCAGUGAGACUUCCGAAGAUAAUCUUGAAACUACGAUUAAAGUGGACAGAAUGUUCAGUAACCCAAAAGUUCUCGAUGCAUUCUCAGGUGUGGUAGAGAUUACAGGAAUGUGGUUGUACCCAAUAGGAAGUUCGAUUGCGGCUUAGAAGGUUCAAUUCAACAGAUGGAUCCAUCAUCAGUUUUGGUGGAUUUACAGUUCAGAAUAAGGUUGUUCAGAUGGAUCGCUGGAGUUCUCGCGCAAUGUUAGGGGUAUUAAUUAACAGUAGCAACAGGUGAUAUCUUUUUACAUCAUCACCGGAAGGUCGAUUGA